CUGUCCGAAAUUUUUGUUCAACGCAAGUUUUGUAAACUGUUUAGUCACGCUGUAGUCCUUAAUUAAGUCGACAAAUUAGCCUAAGGCAUGAGUAAAAAGAAUGACACAUAAUUGUUCAAUAUGGCUAAGUUUUCGUUGUCUAGAAUGAGAAAGAAAUUCAUGAGAUUACACCCCAUAUGGCGUAUCUAUUUAAUGGUGCUGUUUAUACUUAUUCUUUACAAUGAAGUAUUGAUUUAUGUUCUUCAAAAACUCAAGUGGUCGAAUAUUUACUGUAAAAAAGAAAAUUGUUUGCGAAUGUUGUUUGUUGGAGACCCGCAGAUAUUAGGUAACUCGUUCGAUACCCAUUUUUAUUCCGGGAUGGCCAAUUAUGAUUCGGACCGUUACUUAGCGUGGUACUAUGAAAGGGCCCUUGAGCAUGUGAGGCCGGAUGUCAUCUGUUUUCUGGGCGAUUUAAUGGAUGAAGGAAUAACUACAAAUGAAGACUACUUCAAAGAGUAUUAUGAGCGUUUUGGAGCGAUAUUCCCCAGACACGCGACCGCAAAGUUGAUCUAUGUAUCUGGAGAUAAUGACAUCGGAGGAGAAGGAGUAGAAGUGAAACCGUCGAUAGUGCGACGAUUUCGACAGUACUUUAGUGAGAAACCUGCCUGGAUCAUCAACGAGAAUAUUACGAUCUAUAAUAUCAAUCGUAUUACUCAUGAAAUGCCAUUGAAUGAUCCUCGACUUAUAAACGAACAAGGGGAUGAUGCAUCCGAUCAGUAUAUAAGAAUUUUUUUAAGCCAUAUGCCAUUUUUGAGUACGCCGGGAACGUUUACUUAUGAUGCAAUUGAAAAACUUAAGCCCAACGUAAUUUUUUCCGGUCAUUUACACUCCUCUCGGUACGUUCGAAUACACCGUAAACAUUUGCGAUCGGCUACCUACAUGCCGCUGAGUGGUGAUAAAAAGACUGCCUACAAGGUGCAUAACUUUGAUCUGCGGUAUCAUCAUGACACACAGGAAUUGUUGGAGAUCGUCAUACCGACUUGUUCCUACCGUAUGGGAGUGUCCGACAUUGGUUACGGUUUUGCGGUCAUAGACGGUACCAAUUUACAAUAUACGGUUCUCUGGACUACCAACCGUUUCCAUCAGUUGAUCUCCUAUGUGAUAGUGGUGUCCGUUCCGCUGAUCUUUCUUACGAUCACUUUGUUAUUUAAACUACUGAGAGCAAUCUGCAUUUGCAGCAAAGGGCGAACUAGACUUUCUGUUUGAAGAUUUUGUUUUAUCCGUAGGUACCUUAUUUUGUAAAUACUUGCAGCAUUAGUAGUAGUAAUCCAUCCUCACAGUGGAACUAAAAGUGAAAUUAUGACUGAUAUUUCUGUUUAAAGGACUUUUAAUUUUGAAGCAAUACAACGUGUUCUAUUUCAAGUGUUUUAAUUAUUUCCUAACUUAAGCCAGGUGUUUUUACAGAGCGUUUUUACAGUGUAUGAGACUACAAGUUUAUGAAUUGUUGAGCCUUCAAAUGGUAGCACCCAAU
This is a messenger RNA of Sabethes cyaneus, 1510 nucleotides long. RefSeq lists its product as uncharacterized. Gene Ontology annotation, cellular component: endoplasmic reticulum. The transcript is spliced from 6 exons. Gene Ontology annotation, biological process: GPI anchor biosynthetic process. Gene Ontology annotation, molecular function: hydrolase activity. The record is from RefSeq and is a predicted model, not a curated record. Bases 121 to 1245 code for a protein of 374 amino acids. Lineage: Eukaryota; Metazoa; Arthropoda; Insecta; Diptera; Culicidae.